This is a messenger RNA of Pocillopora verrucosa, 1563 nucleotides long. RefSeq lists its product as uncharacterized. Gene Ontology annotation, biological process: magnesium ion homeostasis. Lineage: Eukaryota; Metazoa; Cnidaria; Anthozoa; Scleractinia; Pocilloporidae. The record is from RefSeq and is a predicted model, not a curated record.
UCGUCGACAUGGCGGGCAGAUAGCCUCGAAUUCUUAAGGUUUUUUUAAAUUGCGGAACUACAGGAAACUCUGAAGAACCACCAAAAAUGGGCUUUCUUUGUGUCAGAGAGGGUGAAGAGUCUCUGAUGUGCAAUGGAACUUUAUAUGAUCGUCACGAGGAAGCGCUAAACUACAAGGACGGAUCAUUUUGGGUUUACCUCGGAGUCUACAUUGCCUUGGUGUUGUUUGCAGGCUUGAUGUCUGGACUGACCAUGGGCCUACUAUCACUGGAUAUUUUGAGUUUAAAAGUUCUGCAAAGGGGAGGGAAGCCACAAGAGAAGAAACAUGCUGCUAAAAUUUUGCCAUUGGUAGAAAAACAUCACUUGUUAUUGGUCACUCUCCUGUUGGCAAAUGCUGCUGCAGUGGAGUCUAUGCCAAUUUUUAUGGAUAGGAUCUCCAGUCCUGUUAUUGCCAUCUGUGUUUCAGUUACUGCUGUGCUGUUUUUUGGAGAAGUUGUUCCUCAAGCCCUAUGUACCCGUUAUGGCCUGGCUAUUGGUGCAACACUGGCACCGAUGGUGAAAUUACUAAUGUUGUUACUGUUUGUGAUUGCUUGGCCCAUUUCUAAACUUUUGGACUGUCUUCUGGGACAUGAGCACUCCACUUUCUUCAGACGAGCAGAACUACGGGAACUUGUGGAUCUUCACAGAGAGUCUGCAGAUGCAAAUGAAGAUCCUCUCAGAGAUGAUGAGGUCCUGAUUAUACAGGGAGCAUUGGAAAUGAGGAACAAAACAGUGGCAGAUAGAUACACACCUUUGGAGAAUGUUUUCAUGCUAGAUGCAAAUUGCAAGCUGGAUCAUGACACAAUGACACAGAUUAGUGGAAAAGGCCAUUCACGUGUACCUGUGUAUGAGGGAGACAAAGAAAACAUUGUGGGGCUUCUGUUUGUCAAGUCACUUAUCAUGUUGGACCCUGAUGAGGCCACACCCAUCAAAGAUGUGUACAAAGCUGGAUCUUUUCUAUGUUCAUCUACGACUGAACCUCUGUUUGAUUUACUAGACAAGUUUCAGACUGGAAAAAGUCAUCUUUGCGUCGUUUUCAAAACACAGAUAGACGAAGGCAACAACAUGAAAUCGCGAGUUGUUGGCAUUAUAACUCUGGAGGAUGUGCUUGAGUUGUUGAUACAAGAAGAGAUCUGGGACGAGGCAGACAUAACAUGUACUCGAAAUCCACCUGACGUCAGCAAGAAGGUGUCUUUGGCCAAAGCGAGGUUGAGUAGAAUGAAAUCAGUCGAUGCUGAAAGAUCACGAAGACCGCUCAGUCCUGGUUUCAAACCGCCAGAGGAGGUUCCGGAAAGGACACAAGAUUCAUACAGUGACACUCAACCUCUUUUAGGGGACAGCCGGGCAGAGAAAUCCUGAUUCAUCGCGAUGUGGAGUGGGAGUUUUGUAUUGUACUCGAUCAUUGGUACGUCAUACUAUGGAUUUUGCAUUGGAGUUGACUGCCAUGAUCGAAACAUGAAAUAUAUGUUGUUUGUCAUUAGGCAUGGUAGAAGGGUGAUGAAUCAAUAAAGUUAAUUUCUAUUUA